AGAAUUGUAGAAGGCGUAAAAUGGAAAACCGAUCUAAAACAUUGGCGGAGUUCAAAGCGGAGGCUCUCGCGCGUUUGAAAACUCGGAAGAGUCCCCGCGGAAACUCUUCCGAGGAGCCGACCGUCGAUGAUGUGGCGGUGGAAAUCAUGGGGUUGAACAUAUCUGACGACGUGAAAAUAGUUGAAAUUGAAGAUUCAUCCUACAUCUCUCGUGGGCCAACUGGAUUUGCUACCGACGAAGACAUGGCCACAAAGCAUAAAUGUUGGUGGGAUGCCAUGCAUACGGAAAAGCCUCGUCGAGUCGGUGUUAUUCAUGAAAGACUGGAGAGUUCUUUGGAAGAGAAUAAAGAUCGUGUGGUACGUGUACAAGGAAGAAAUGAUUCAACAGCUCUUCGUGAAGAUAUCCUGCGUUUCCACUCCAGUUCGCAUUUGGAGUCGUUGAAGAAAGCAUCAGAAUUGCCCCGGAGUGACAUGCAAGCCUUCGCAAAAAAAUAUGAUUCUGUUUAUUUUGACGAGGAUACGUACGAUAUGGCCAUCCGAGCGGUGGAUCUCACUACUUCGCUGAUGGAUAAAAUCAUCAACGGAAACUUGCAAAAUGGGAUGGCUGUUAUCAGGCCACCGGGACAUCACGCAAUGCCUGAAGAAUUCAACGGAUUCUGUUUCUUGAACAAUGUAGCAAUUGCUGCGAAAAGAGCUCUGGAAGUUCACGGUAUGUCCAAAGUUCUCGUUGUCGAUUUCGACGUGCAUCAUGGACAAGGCAUUCAAAGAGGAUUUUACAGUGAUCCAAGGGUUUUAUACUUCUCGACUCAUCGUUACGAGCGAGGCAAAUUUUGGCCGGAAUUGCGUGAGUCGGAUUAUGAUUGUAUCGGGGAUGGAACAGGAAAGGGUUUCAACAUUAACUUCCCAUUCGAUGAUGUGGGAGCAACGGACGCUGACAUGCUGACGGUGUGGCAGCGAAUUCUUCUUCCGAUUGCCUACGAGUUUAAUCCGGAUUUAGUCCUGAUUUCCGCUGGUUAUGACGCAGCAUUUGGUUGCGCUGAGGGCUGUAUGAGAUUUACGCCCGCGUUGUAUGCGCACCUCGUUAAGCCACUCAUGGGCCUAGCUGGUGGGAAAGUCGCAGUUAUCCUCGAGGGCGGAUAUUGCUUGGAAUCUUUAGCAGAAAGUGCCUUGCAAACGUUCAAUACGUUAUUGGGCAUUACCUGUCCUCGUCUUCCCGAUUUAGACGUGAAAGCUUGUUCUUCGAAAACCAAGGACAUGAUCAAACGCUGUUGGAGUGUUUUAAAACCUCAUUGGGUGUGUCUGAGUUGGGUUCCCGAGGAUAUCCUUCCGAAACUCGAAAAUUUUGGCUUGGAGCCGUCAGCACCAUUCCCGGCAGAAUCCGAUCCGUAUGAAAUGCAUGACCUGAACACCAACGAAAAGUUGGGAUGGAUUUUGAAGCGCAUGAAAUUUCAAGGGGAGAAAUUCGCAAGAAAACGAAGAAAACCUCAGCAUGGCUGGAAGUCCGUCGCUGUUGUUUAUGAUCCUGUAAUGAUGAGUCACUCACCUGGAGAUAAGCAUCAUCCCGAAAGGCCAGAACGUAUUUCAGCAAGUUGGGAGCGUUUAGAAGAACUGGAGGCUCCCUCGCGUUGUCUCCUACUGAAAUCCAGGAUGAUCACUGACGAAGAAAUUUUACUAUGUCACGAUCAGACGCAUUUAUUGAAUAUGCGCGACAUAGGGGCCAGGGUGAAGAAUGAUCCAGACUUCGAAGACAAACUUCAUGUCAAGUCCUUGUACGUUUGCGAUGAGACUAAUUCGGCUGCGAAAAUUGCAGCGGGAUCCUGUCUUGAGGUGCUGGAAGCUGUGUUAAAUGACAUCACAGAAACGGGAUUUGCCAUCGUUCGACCUCCCGGCCACCACGCUGAACCGCAUGAACCCUAUGGCUUCUGCUUUUACAAUAAUGUCGCAAUUAUGGCCAAAUUUGCCUUGGAAGUUUACGGUCUGUCCCGCAUUCUCAUUUUGGACUGGGAUGUACAUCACGGCAAUGGGAUCCAAAGAAUGUUCGAGUCUGAUCCACGAGUUCUUUACAUGAGUUUGCAUCGCUUUGGAGCGCGUUUUUUCCCGGUUGGGCCUGAAGGAAAUUACGAUCAAGUUGGGAAGGACAUCGGACUCGGUUUCAAUGUCAACAUUCCGUGGAAUGCGGAUGGGUGUCGCAAGAAGUUCAGCGUUCCUGAUUACAUGGCUGCGUUUUUUCAUGUAGUGUUGCCAAUUGCGUACGAAUUCGACCCAGAAUUGGUGCUGAUUUCUGCAGGGUUUGACGCGCUUGACAGAGAUCCGGUGGAAGAAAAAAUUUGUCUGAUCCCGGGCGUGUUCGCGCACCUGACGCAUUUACUGUCCACUUUGGCCGAUGGGCGCGUUGUGAUGGCUUUGGAAGGCGGCUAUCGCGUGGACGGAGUUGCUGAGAGUGUAGCCCGUUGCAUAACGACGCUGCUUGGGGACAGGCCGCCUCGACUCGGUCCUGGGCUCUGUCCCGAUUGGGGCCUGAACCCGCGAACAGCGACAGCUUUGCGAAGCGUGGCUGGAGCACAAAAAAAUUACUGGAAGAAUGUUGACGUGCAUUUGCCCCGCAUUUUUCUGUUGUGCGGUCUGGUAGAUUUCGAACUCUUUUUGUUGUUGCUGAAAGAAAUUUGUCUGAUCCCGGGCGUGUUCGCGCACCUGACGCAUUUACUGUCCACUUUGGCCGAUGGACGCGUUGUGAUGGCGCUGGAAGGCGGCUAUCGCGUGGACGGAGUUGCUGAGAGUGUAGCCCGUUGCAUAACGACGCUGCUUGGGGACAGGCAGCCUCGACUCGGUCCUGGGCUCUGUCCCGAUUGGGGCCUGAACCCGCGAACAGCGACAGCUUUGCGAAGCGUGGCUGGAGUGCACAAAAAUUACUGGAAGAAUGUUGACGUGCAUUUGCCCCGCGUUUCUGACCAAAAGUGA
This is a messenger RNA of Notodromas monacha, 2957 nucleotides long. The record is from the annotation of a GenBank genome assembly. Lineage: Eukaryota; Metazoa; Arthropoda; Ostracoda; Podocopida; Cyprididae.